Molecule: messenger RNA, 321 nt
Organism: Phaethon lepturus (White-tailed tropicbird)
Lineage: Eukaryota; Metazoa; Chordata; Aves; Phaethontiformes; Phaethontidae
Gene: PPDPF
Product: pancreatic progenitor cell differentiation and proliferation factor
Exons: 4
Coding region: 1-321 (106 amino acids)
Biological process (GO): cell differentiation; multicellular organism development
Source: RefSeq, a predicted model, not a curated record
AUGGCAUCCAUCCCAUCGAGCGGCUCGCUCAUGGCGACGCACAACUACUACAGAAGACGCCUGAGCUCCACAUCCAGCAACAGCUCCUGCGGCAGCUCGGAGUACUCUGGGGAGGUCAUCCCCCACCCCCCGGGUCUGCCCAAGUCCGACCCCGGCCACUGGUGGGCCAGCUUCUUCUUCGGGAAGACAACUCACCCAGCCAUGACGGACUUGGGAACGCUGCGGGUGACAACAGGACCGAUGGCGUGUGGCUUGGUGCCGGCCCCAGGAGCGGGACGGAGACGCCACGCCAGCGAGCCCAGCUCCGGGCCCUCGGCAUGA